AUGGAUGAUUGAUGGAUGACGAUUGAUGGUGGGAAACAGUUGCACAACCUGUGUGCACCCGGAGUGAAACCGGAGUGUAACCUGGGGGAGUUACGGACUCACAUCUUACCACCGACUGCCAUCUGCCCCAUCGUGUUGGAUCGUCAGAAGAGCCUGAUGUCCCGAUCGGAGUCCGGUGGCAUGACGACCUCGAUCGACCCGGGAGGGAUAGGGGUCGGGUCGCCCAUGAGCUUCCAGAUCUCGCCUCUCCCGAACACCAGGCCGCUUUUGGUCUUCAUCAAUCCCAAAUCCGGCGGGAGGCAAGGGGUGAAACUCCUUCGCAAGUUCCAGUACCUUCUCAAUCCCAGACAGGUGUACAACCUGGCAAAGGGAGGACCUAUGGGGGGUCUGCAGAUUUUCAAAGACGCCCCGUGUUUCCGCGUGCUCUGCUGCGGGGGAGACGGGACGGUGGGAUGGGUCCUCGAGUCCAUGGACAAGGUGGGGAUGGGGACGGGGGGAGGGCCGCAGCCGUCCGUGGGUGUCAUCCCUCUGGGGACCGGGAACGACCUCGCCAGAUGCCUCCGAUGGGGUGGAGGCUACGAGGGGGAAUCGCUCUACAAGAUCCUCAAGAUCCUUGUUGAUGGUUUACGGGUGUUGGCCUCUUUUCAGAAAGUGGAGAAGGCAUCGACAGUGAUGCUGGACCGAUGGAGCAUUCAAGUGAGCGAAGCGGCCAGGGAACCCGGGGACUCCAUACCCUACAACAUCAUUAAUAAUUACUUCUCCAUCGGGGUGGACGCGGCGAUCUGCGUGAAAUUCCACCUGGAACGAGAGCGAAACCCAGAGAAGUUCAACUCUCGGAUGAAGAACAAACUGUGGUAUUUCGAAUUCGCCACGUCGGAGACGUUCGCGGCCUCGUGCAAGAACCUCCACGAGGACAUCGACAUAAUGUGCGAUGGGGUGUCGCUGGACCUGGCGAGCGGGCCGUCGUUGCAGGGGAUCGCUCUCCUCAACAUUCCCUAUAGCCACGGUGGGAGCAACCUGUGGGGGGAAUCGCACACGAAGAAGAAAAUCAAUGGAUCCACGACGACGUCCGGUUCCAGUGCAAGAAAACGGGGGAAGAAGAAAGGGAUAGGACUGUCCAUCUCUCAACGGGAUUUCUCCACUACCUCCAUUGCCUCCUCCGUCGAUCUCACUACUGCCUUCCAAGACAUCGGGGAUCGCUUGAUCGAGGUGAUCGGACUGGAGAACUGUCUUCACAUCGGUCAGGUGAGGUCAGGUCUUCGGGCGUCCGGAAGAAGACUUGCCCAAUGCUCCUCGGUCGUCAUCCGCACGCGCAAGAGAUUCCCCAUGCAGAUCGACGGGGAGCCCUGGAUGCAGCCUCCGUGCACCAUCCAAAUCACCCACAAGAACCAAGUGCCGAUGCUGAUGGCCCCAGCCACGACCAAGAAACCGGGUCUUCUCUCCUUCUUGAAAAAGUGAUUUUUUUCUCUCGCUCGUUGCUCGUUUGCCGUUCUCGACUUCCGUGUGCCACGCCUCCGAAGUGAACUGUUUCGCGUGCACAGUGAGCCGUUUCACGUGCAGAGUGAACUGUUUCACUUUGUUCCAUCCCUUUUUCUCGAUAUCGCUCUUCGUCCUCUAGGAAAUCCGAGACGGUUUCCUUCUCUGAUAGAUGCGUCUCAUCCGUUUUCGCCCCGAUGGGUUCCCCGCCCCCCCCGCCGGAUGUAUUUUACAGGUCUUAACUAAUUUUUGCUAUUUAUGGAAUCUGAAUAAGGGACGAGAGAGAAAGAGCGGGGGGCGAUUUUCCGACGAUUUCCCAUGGAGUUAGAGAUUACCUUCGUCAGACGAUUCCAGCUGUUUUUGAUGCGUCUAAUGAACUCAGUUAUCGUUAGCGCGCAAUUCAGAACCAGGAUACCUUACACGACUCUGAAAAAAAAAAAUCAAGCAUGAUAUGAACGCGACUGUCUGGAAAAGACGUCUAAGACCUUUUCGCGAUAUUGCACGCCUCGGGAUGAAGCCGAUUCGGAGCCGAUUCGUUAACCGAUAGGCGAUCGCUUGGAGAUGCCGUGAGUCUCGAGGGUGGAUCUCGCCGUCUCGACUCCCAUUUCCGUCGGUUCAAAGAUGAAUCGAUUUUUUACGUGCAUUCGUCCAUCCAUGCGCGAGGCAUCGACAGGAGGUCAUCGGAUCCCGUCUCGGUGUGACGCCUGCACGGCAUGCGUCGUCUUCGUCGCACGCGAAAGGUCGAGAACCUUUGCCCUUUCCUUCCGCCUCCGUAAGUCUUCAUCGGCCUCGGAUUUCUUUUCGCGGAGAGAAAGCGAACCCGAGACUCCGUCCGUUUUCGGGUCGAGGCGAAUGGUAUAUCUGCCUUUAAUUGCCUGCGGAGAGUCGCCCCCGUGCGCGUUCCGUCCCGAUGUAGGUCAGAGAUUAAAAUCGCAAUUUGAGAUUCCUGUCGAUCGAAGGGCGGGGGCGAGAUUCCAUCGGGGCGAAGGCGGUUGGAAUCCGUAGAUGUCCCAUCAUCACGUCCGGAGGUAAUGCUUUUUACCUCCCCUAUAUAUUAUUAUUACGAUAAUUAUUAUAUUAUUGCUAUUAUAAUUAUUAUGAAGUAUAUUCCAAGAAUAUUGUUGGUAUCACACACGGGAUUCCUGUUGUGAGGAUGACGAUGCUACUUCGCAAAGUUGCUAUUUUCUCAUUUUUUCCUAUUCUUGAAUGUUGUUGGCUGCUGAAUAUUGUUAAUAUCGUGCGCUCCCGUUUCGUAUGAUGCCUCACGUCAUAUCAAGCUUUUUCCUCGGCUGCGAAGCUGUUCUUUCACACGACGACCAAAGACGAUUGUGUCCAUUCCCUCGAUUUUUCCUCUUCCGCUUCUUCCUUUUUUCCCAUUUUUCCCUACAGUACACGUCUCUCGGAUCUCAGUUUUUUUAUUUUCCUAAAAACUCCUCUGCGUUAUUUCUCCUUUUAUUUAUUUGUCUUUGACGACUUUCAUCGUUCGGUUUCCCUUAUUCCCUCGGAAGGUCUUUUUCAAAGUGAAAAUGAAGUAAUAUGAAAGCUGA
Molecule: messenger RNA, 3023 nt
Organism: Darwinula stevensoni
Lineage: Eukaryota; Metazoa; Arthropoda; Ostracoda; Podocopida; Darwinulidae
Source: the annotation of a GenBank genome assembly